Molecule: messenger RNA, 2157 nt
Organism: Cricetulus griseus (Chinese hamster)
Lineage: Eukaryota; Metazoa; Chordata; Mammalia; Rodentia; Cricetidae
Source: RefSeq, a predicted model, not a curated record
AUGCCUCUGCUUUUCAUACUCGCCGAGUUUGCCAUGCUGUUAACCCACCUCGAUUCCGAAGGAAUAUGUCUGCAUGUCACUGUGCCAGUGAGGAUAGAGCCACGCAAGGUCGGAGUUUCAGAAGGAAAGGUGAUUUAUGUCAUUACAAUUGAUGGGAAACCCUACUCUCUGCAUCUCAAGAACUACUCAUUCUUAUCCCAGGAUUUUUUGGUUUAUACAUAUAAUGAAACUGGAUAUUUGUAUGAUGACUCUUCACACUUUAUGACACAUUGCCAUUACCGAGGAUACAUUGAUGAAUAUCCAAACUCCACGGUGACACUCAACAUCUGUUCUGGCCUCAGGGGAUUCCUGCAGUUUGAAAAUAUCAGCUAUCGAAUUGAACCACUGGAAUCUUCAGCCAAAUUUGAGCACAUAGUUUAUCAAGUGAAAAAUGGCAAUCCAACGCUAGCAGAAAAUUACAGCCAGAUUUGGCAAACAGACCAGCUUGAAACAGGUCAUUUCAUUGCACAGGAUAAAAAUCACUCACAAUUAUUACCUCAAAGUCUGAAACUGCACAUUAUAGUGGGAAAAUCUUUGUAUGAUUAUAUGGGAUCUGACAUUACCGCCGUAACACAGAAAAUUUUCCAGAUUAUUGGGCUUGUCAACACAAUGUUUGCUCAGCUGGAGUUGACUGUUGUGUUAGCCUCCUUGGAACUGUGGUCAGAUAAAAAUCAUAUUUCUACUGAUGGAGAUGCUAAUGAUAUUUUACAAAGACUUUUGGACUGGAAACAAGACUAUCUUACCGUACAGUCCCACGAGAUAACACAUUUACUUAUUUACAGGAAACACCCGAAAUACAUUGGAGCAGCAUCGCCAGGUGAACUGUGCAAUAAAAGCUAUGCUGCGGGUAUUGUCAUGUAUCCAGAAGACAUAGGGUUGGAGGGAAUUUCAGUGGUUAUCACUCAAUUGAUUGGCUUCCACAUAGGAUUAUCAUAUGACGAUGUCAAUAAUUGUUCCUGUUCCAGAGCUCCAUGCAUAAUGCAACAGGGAGCAUUGAGUUCCAGUGGGAUGAAGACCUUUAGUAACUGUAGCAUGCAUUAUUACAAGCACUAUGUUUCAAAUUUUGUUGUGACAUGUCUUGGUAACCUUUCAAAUGUGCAAUUAUUACAACAAAAUCAACCCAUGUGUGGUAACGGAAUUGUGGAAGUUAAUGAAGAAUGUGACUGUGGUAAUGACACGAAAUGCCAAUUUAAAGAGUGCUGCAACUAUGAAACAUGUAGACUGAAAGCCUCUGCAAAAUGUGGCUCUGGACCUUGCUGUACAUCAAACUGUGAGCUAUCAUCAGCAGGCACUCCCUGUAGGAAGGCUGUUGACCCGGAGUGUGAUUUCACGGAAUAUUGCGAUGGAUCCUCUAGCCAUUGUGUUCCUGACAGCUUUGCAUUGAAUGGCCAUUUGUGCAGGUUGGGAUCUGCGUAUUGCUAUGAUGGAAGGUGCCAAGCUCUUAAUGACCAGUGUGUCAAUUUGUUUGGAAAAGGUUCUCAAGGCGCUUCCUAUGCCUGUUUUGAAAAGGUUAAUUCACCACGUGAAAAGCUGGCAAACUGUGGUUUUAAAAAUCCAUACCCAUUUCCUUGUGGACAAAAGGAUGUUCUCUGUGGAAAAUUAGCUUGUUUACAGCCACACAAGAAUUACAAAAGCACAGUCCGGUCCGUUUUAUAUUCAUAUGUCCAUGACAGUGUGUGUCUGUCCAUUCCUCCUGGGUUGUCUAUGAGAUCAGAUGGGAGAGAUUAUGCCUAUGUGGCUGAUGGCACUGUGUGUGGACCACAAAUGUAUUGUGUAAACAGAACCUGCAAAGAAGUUAAUUUAAUGGGAAAUGACUGCAAUGCCACUAAGAAGUGCAAAGGGAAUGGGAUAUGUAAUAACUUUGGUAAUUGCCAAUGCUUUCCUGACUACAGGCCUCCGGACUGUAAAUUACAGAUUGGAUCACCAGGGGGCAGCAUCGACGAUGGAAAUGCUCGCAGAUCUGACGUAUUUCUUUCGACAAAGCACUUCACUAAGCAUCAGGACAGCUGGCUGAUCCUGAGCUUCUUCAUCUUUCUGCCUUUUAUCAUAAGUCUUAUCAUUGGGAUCAUGAAGAGAAAUGAGAGAAAAAUCAUACCUCAGAGAGAACACCAAAUAUGA